Oncorhynchus keta (chum salmon) is the source of this 8761-nucleotide messenger RNA. RefSeq names its product arylsulfatase I. The record is from RefSeq and is a predicted model, not a curated record. The coding region runs from base 457 to 2175 and encodes 572 amino acids. NCBI's taxonomy places the organism in Eukaryota, Metazoa, Chordata, Actinopteri, Salmoniformes, Salmonidae. The transcript has 2 exons.
GGUGGGUCCAUGAAGGGGUCUUGUUUCAUGUUCGGUGAUGAGACGCGGGCGGAGUUAACAACCACUGAGAGGAGAAAUAGUGGAAAAGAUAGGCUAAUGUAGGCUACUGUAAAUAUCAAACCAUAGUUGGCCGGUCAGUGUUUAGUGGGGACUAGGGAAUGGUUAUCAGCGCGCCUGGAAACGAUGCAACUUUAUAAUGUGCAGUAGUAGCUUUCAAAGUUUAGAGGUCAAGUUUACAGAAGAGAAGCUUGGACGUUGUAAACGCAGAGACCGUCAUGAUGACGAAUGAGAAUCUGCGGCAGAAACAAUGUUUCCACUCUGCAUCCUAGGAUCAUCAAUUACGCGCGUGUGUAUACGUAUUAUUUCAAGAAUGUAUGUAAUGCAAAAAUAUAAACCAGAGACAAGAGUGCGAGUACCCUAACGACUCUGUCCAAGUGCACUCUAAAAUCAGUAAAAAUGCACGCAGUUACCAGCCUCUCAAUGGUCAGUUUGCUAAGUGUUGGCUACCUAUCCAUGGACUGGAUCAAGCCGAAUCAAGUGGAGGAGCACACUCAAAACGAUGCCUCUAUUACGUUUGAGCCUAAGCAACCACCACACAUUAUAUUCAUACUGACGGACGACCAAGGCUUCAAUGACAUAGGUUAUCACAACCCGGACAUUCGGACUCCAACUCUGGACAAACUGGCCGCGGAGGGGGUGAAGCUGGAGAAUUACUAUGUUCAACCUAUCUGCACUCCGUCACGCAGUCAGUUGAUCACGGGCAGAUACCAGAUCCACACAGGCCUCCAGCACUCUAUCAUCCGGCCUCGCCAGCCCAACUGCCUCCCUCUGGACAUGACCACGCUCCCACAGCGGCUGCAGGAAGCGGGGUACGCUACUCACAUGGUGGGCAAAUGGCACCUUGGCUUCUACAGGAAGGAGUGUCUGCCCACGCGCCGAGGCUUCCACAGCUACUUUGGCUCUCUGACGGGCAGCGUGGACUACUACACGUAUGGCUCCUGUGACGGACCAGGCCUGUGUGGCUACGACCUCCACGAGGGUGAAACCGUGGCCUGGGGCCGUGGAGGCAAGUUCUCCACCCACCUCUACACGCAGAGGGUACGCAAGAUCCUAUCCACUCACGAUCCGUCCCACCAGCCCCUGUUCAUGUUCCUCUCCCUGCAGGCUGUCCACACGCCCCUUCAGUCACCCAAAGCCUACAUCUACCCCUACCGCGGGAUGGGGAACGUAGCCAGAAGGAAGUACGCAGCCAUGGUGUCCAUCGUCGACGAGGCUGUGCGCAAUGUCACCUACGCUCUGCGCAAGUACGGCUACUACCGCAACAGUGUGCUCAUCUUCUCCACAGACAACGGUGCCCAGCCAUUCACUGGGGGGAGUAACUGGCCCCUGCGAGGGCGUAAGGGGACCUACUGGGAGGGAGGGGUCCGUGGGGUGGGCUUCGUACACAGCCCCCUGCUGCGUCACAAGCGGAGGGUUUCCAAGGCCCUCUUGCACAUCACUGACUGGUACCCAACCCUGGUUGGUCUGGCUGGGGGUAACGUGUCACAGACUGAAGGUCUUGACGGCUACAAUGUAUGGCCAACUAUCAGUGAGGGCAGGGAGUCCCCACGCCUGGAGAUCCUCCAUAACAUUGACCCACUCCACCGGCGCUCUGGCCUGGCGUCUGGGUCUGGACAGGAGGCCCAGCAUGUGUGGGACACCUCGGUCCAAGCUGCCAUCCGGGUGGGGGACUGGAAGCUGCUAACAGGGGACCCGGGCCAUGGAGACUGGGUCCCACCACAGGUACUGGCCAACUUCCCAGGCAGCUGGUGGAACCUGGAGCGGAACACUGAGGGAACUGGGAAGUCUGUGUGGCUCUUCAACAUCACAGGAGACCCCUAUGAACGCAGUGACAUGGCUGUGCAGAGGCCUGAUGUGGUCAAGAAGCUGCUAGAACGUCUGGCCUACUACAACUACACUGCCGUCCCUGUUAGGUUCCCCACCGACGAUCCCCGGGCCAAUCCAGACCGCAACGGGGGGGCCUGGGUACCCUGGGUCGGGGGGGACGAGGACGAGCCGAAAUGGAACGGGGUUUAUAAGAAAGGGAGGAAUAAAAAGAAGAAGAAAUGCAAGCUGUGCAAACUGAGAUCCUUUUUCAAGAAACUGAAUACAAGGAUAAUGUCCAAUAGAAUAUGAGGUGGGAAACUGAAUACAAGGAUAAUGUCCAAUAGAAUAUGAGGUGGGAAACUGAAUACAAGGAUAAUGUCCAAUAGAAUAUGAGGUGGGAAACUGAAUACAAGGAUAAUGUCCAAUAGAAUAUGAGGUGGGAAACUGAAUACAAGGAUAAUGUCCAAUAGAAUAUGAGGUGGGAAACUGAAUACAAGGAUAAUGUCCAAUAGAAUAUGAGGUGGGAAACUGAAUACAAGGAUAAUGUCCAAUAGAAUAUGAGGUGGGAAAGUCGAUGACACUCAGUCACAAGUAGCCUAUACAUUUUACACUGCAAGAGUAAUCUGAGCCAGCAAACACGUUGUGUGUGUGUGACAAUGGAAAAUGAUGUUUACUACACUGCAUCUCUUUGAGUGUGCUGUCAUAUGUUUUUUGGAUGUAGGACUACUGGGUUCUAUUGUGUUUAUUACAUGUUCUAUUUGAUCCACUUGUAGUGCGUAGCUAAGUGAAUUCAACAUGUUUAUGUUGACCUACUCACUUGGGGUUAUUUCAGCAGUAGUGACAUGAACUGACCUGUUUUUCUUUUCUAUAUUUUUGAAAAUAUCUAAGUAAAGAAACAACUGUUUUAAUUCAACAGAAGCUAAUGGGUGAUUCCUCGUGAAAUUAGAACAAAUCAAGCUCAUGAUUUUGGGGAGUUUCAUAUCAUUUAAUCGAUUGAAGAGUCCUUUGGUGGAAGGAUUGUUGACAUGUAUUUGACAUUUGUAUCUUUUUUGGCCUUACCUGGGCCUCUUUUUAAAGCUGCGAUCCGCGAUAGGCAAAACAGAGCCAUUGGCCACACCAAGCGCAUUUGUUUUGUAAAAAAAACAUUUGUAAAUCAAAUCAAAUGUAUUUAUAUAGCCCUUUGUCCAUCAGCUGAUAUCCCAAAGUGCUGUACAGAAACCCAGUAUGUAGGUGUUGAAGCACGUUGGCUACGAAAAACUCCCUAGAAAGGCCAAAACCUCGGAAGAAACCUAGAGAGGAACCAGGCUAUGAGGGGUGGCCAGUCCUCUUCUGGCUGUGCCGGGUGGAGAUUAUAACAGAACAUGGCCAAGAUGUUCAAAUGUUCAUAAAUGACCAGCAUGGUCAAAUAAUAGGUCUGGGACAGGUAGCACAUCCGGUGAACACGUCAGGAUUCCAUAGCCGCAGGCAGAACAGUUGAAACUGGAGCAGCAGCACGGCCAGGUGGACUGGGGACAGCAAGGAGUCAUCAUGCCAGGUAGUCCUGAGGCAUGGUCCUACGGCUCAGGUCCUCCAAGAGAGAGAGAAAGAAAGAGAGAAUUAGAGGAAGCAUACUUAAAUUCACACAGGACACCGGAUAAGACAGGAGAAGUACUCCAGAUAUAAGAAACUGACCCUAGCCCCACACAUAAACGACUGCAGCAUAAAUACUGGAGGCUGAGACAGGAGGGGUCAGGAGAUACUGUGGCCCCAUCCGAUGAUACCCCCGGACAGGGCCAAACAGGAAGGAUAGUAGUACAUUCUAUACUUUUCUAUCGCGCGUGCAAUGAUGUGCUGAUGUCUGAGGGAAAAAACAGUGUUCCCUGUUUAAAAAUGCUAAAUGACUUAAAUGUUAAAUGUAAAAACUUCUUUGCUAUUGUAAUAUUGCAGUUUCACCGUUACCGAUUGCAGCUUUAAGACGCAAUAGUGUUUUACAACUUUCUCUGUAAUAUGAGUGGUAUUUGGAGUUAAAUAAUAAUUGUCUUACAUUAAUUAAUGCAUUUAGUAAAAUAUAGACAUGUAAAAUGUACCAUUUUUGAUUUGGCAAAUGUUUCUAUUGUUGAACAUAAUAUAUUCAAUGGGCGGGCAUAUCUAAGUUCCAGAGUAGGAUCUUUGCUAGUUUUAAAGUAAUGAUCCAUUUUAAAAGAGAAAUAUGUGCAUGUUAGGCAGGUUUCCAUUGAAGUUUAUACUACAAAGCAAAAGCUAUGUCGCAAAUAACACUGCAACAUGUGUAAUGGAAACUGCAGCAAUAGAAUAAAUGUUCUAAAGAUCAACAAAAUGUUUAUCCAUUUGACAGGGGUGGGUUUUUUCUUUUGUUUUUCUUUGUUUAUUGCGACAAAUUAUGUAACCCGUGUUUUUUCGAAUAUAUGAUGAUUGCCGAAUAAUUUCGAAAGGUACGUGGGGCAUGGUGAUGUCAUCACAUAACAACAGUGCCUUCAGAAAUGAUUCAUCACAUCCCUUGACUUUAAAAAAUAAAUACAAAUUGUUACGGCCUGAAUUUAAAAUGGAUCAAAUGUAGAUUUGUUUUGUCACUGGCCUGCACACAAUACCCCAUAAUGUCAAAGUGGAAUUAUGUUUUUUUAGAUGUUUACAAAUAAAGGAAAAAUAAAAUCCCGAAAUGUCUUGAGUCAAUACGUAAUCCUACCCCUUUGUUAUGGCAAACCUAAAUACGAUCAGGAGUAGAAAUUCACAUAAGUUGCAUGUACUCCCUCUGUGUGCAAUAAUAGUGUUUAACAGUUUUUUUUAUGACGAGCUCAUCUCUGUAACCCACACAAACAAUUAUCUGUAAGGUCCCUCAGUCGAGCAGUGAAUUUCAAACAUAGAUUCAACCACAAUGACCACUGAGGUUUUCCAGCGUCUAGCAAAAAAGGGCACCUACUGUUUUGUUACAUGGGUAAAAAUAAAAAUAUAUAUCCGUUUGACCAUGGUAAAGUUAUUAAUUACACUUCAUAUUGCUGUAUCAAUACACCCAGCCAAUACAAAGACACAGGCAUCCUUCCCAACUCAAUUGCCAGAGAGGAAGGAAACCUCUCAGGGAUUUCACCAUGAGGCCAAUGGUGACUUUAAAACAGUUACAGAGUUUAACUGUUAUAGGAGAGAAGUUAGAUGCUUCAACAACAUUGUAGUUACUCCACAAUACUAACCUAAUUGAAAGAGUGAAAAGCCUGUACAGAAUUAACAUAUUCCAAAACAUGCAUUCUGUUUGCAACAAGGCACUAAAGUAAUACUGCAAAAAAAAUGGUCUUGAAUACAGGUGUUAUGUUUGGGGCAAAUCCAAUACAACACUUACUGAGUACCGCUCUCCAUAUUUUCAAGCCUAGUGGUGGUUGCAUCAUGUUAUGGGUAUGCUUGUAAUUGUUAAGUGGGGAGUUUUUUUCAGGAUACAGAAGAAAUGUAAUGGAGCUAAGCACAGGCAGAAUCCUAGAGUAAAACCUGGCUCGGUCUGCUUCCACUCGACACUGGGAGAUGAAUUCACCUUUCAGCAGGACAAUAACCUAAAACACAAGGCCAAAUCUACACUGGAGUUGCUUAAGAAGACAGUGAAUGUUCCUGAGUGGUCUGGUCACAGUUUUGACUUAAAUUGGCUUGAACUUGAAAAUGGCUGUUUAGCAAUGAUCAACAACCAAUUUGACAGAGCUUAAAGAAUUUUGAAAAGGAUCAUUGGCAAAUAUUGAACUUUCCCAGUGUGCAAAGCUCUUAGACACUUACCCAGAAAGACUGCCCGCUGUAAUCGCUGCCAAAGGUGAUUCUAAUACGAAUUGAGUCAGGGGUGUGAAUACUUAUGUAAAUUAGAUAUUUCUGUAUUUCAUUUUCAAGAAAUGUGCAAAUAUUUCAAAAAACACGUUGAAACGUUUUCUUUUUUACAUUUUCUUUUUUUAUUUCACCUUUAUUUAACCAGGUAGGCUAGUUGAGAAAAAGUUCUCAUUUGCAACUGCGACUUGGCCAAGAUAAAGCAUAGCAGUGUGAGCAGACAACAAAGAGUUACACAUGGAGUAAACAAUUAACAAGUCAAUAACACAGUAGGAAAAAAAGGGAAGUCUAUAUACAUUGUGUGCAAAAGGCAUGAGGUAGGCGAAUAAUUACAAUUUAGCAGAUUAACACUGGAGUGAUAAAUGAUCAGAUGGUCAUGUACAGGUAGAUAUAUUGGUGUGAAAAAGAUCAGAAAGUAAAUAAAUAAAAACAGUAUGGGGAUGAGGUAGGUAAAAAUGGGUGGGCUAUUUGCCGAUAGACUAUGUACAGCUGCAGCGAUCGGUUAGCUGCUCAGAUAGCAGAUGUUUGAAGUUGGUGAGGGAGAUAAAAGUCUCCAACUUCAGCCAUUUUUGCAAUUCGUUCCAGUCACAGGCAGCAGAGAACUGGAACGAAAGGCGGCCAAAUGAGGUGUUGGCUUUAGAGAUGAUCAGUGAGAUACACCUGCUGGAGCGCGUGCUACGGAUGGGUGUUGCCAUCGUGACCAGUGAACUGAGAUAAGGCGGAGCUUUACCUAGCAUGGACUUGUAGAUGACCUGGAGCUAGUGGGUCUGGCGACGAAUAUGUAGCGAGGGCCAGCCGACUAGAGCAUACAAGUCGCAGUGGUGGGUGGUAUAAGGUGCUUUAGUGACAAAACGGAUGGCACUGUGAUAAACUGCAUCCAGUUUGCUGAGUAGAGUGUUGGAAGCAAUUUUGUAGAUGACAUCGCCGAAGUCGAGGAUCGGUAGGAUAGUCAGUUUUACUAGGGUAAGUUUGGCGGCGUGAGUGAAGGAGGCUUUGUUGCGGAAUAGAAAGCUGACUCUUGAUUUGAUUUUCGAUUGGAGAUGUUUGAUAUGAGUCUGGAAGGAGAGUUUACAGCCUAGCCAGACACCUAGGUACUUAUAGAUGUCCACAUAUUCAAGGUUGGAACCAUCCAGGGUGGUGAUGCUGGUCAGGCGUGCGGGUGCAGGCAGCGAACGGUUGAAAAGCAUGCAUUUGGUUUUACUAGCGUUUAAGAGCAGUUGGAGGCCACGGAGGGAGUGUUGUAUGGCAUUGAAGCUCGUUUGGAGGUUAGUUAACACAGUGUCCAAGGACGGGUAUUUAAGGGGUAUUGUGUGUAGAUGUGUGAUUUAAUCCAUGUUGAUUUCAGGGUGUAAUAUAACAAAAUGUGGAAUAAGUCAAGGGGUAUGAAUACUUUCUGAAGGCACUGUAUAAAGCUCAACUCCACAUAUGUAAAUGCCUACUGCUUGCUAAAUCCAUUUUUCAACUAUAUAAAAAAACGAAACGUUUCUUUGCAGGACAAGGAUCGUCUUGACUUUCAAGAAUGCCACAAUUGCUUCGCUUGCUUUCCUGGUUGGCUGGAUGCAAAGUUACAACAUCCAAUUAUUUCAGAUAUACAGGACUGCAAGUCUCACCUUGGCAAGGACCAUGGCAAUAGGCUCAUUUGACACAUGAGAAGUAUUAGAAUACGGCACAUAUUAGUCUACUCUUGCAUUCUGUCCAUGCUGACUUGUGUGUGCUACCUAAAACAAAUAGGUGGGAAGGCAUGCAGGCUGUCGCAAAUUGGAUCAUUUGUCUAUAAGUAGCAGAGAUCCACUCCAGAACGUCGAUAUGCAUGUAGAGUCUAUUAUGGUCAACAAUAUAUUGAAGUAUUAGCCAGAUACAUUUUUAAAUGAUUUUUUUCAAUAUUUUUAAAUGUUUGUAAGAAAAUACUACUCAUAUUACAUAGCAAGUGGUGAAGCUUCAUAUGAGACCAUUGUCUGCUUUGUAGCACCUACAGAUGAAACGUUAUGGAGUCUUAACGGACUUCACAGACAUUUAGGUCAGGCCAAAAUAUCAAACAUUCCAACUUGAAUUAAUUAUUUCCCAAUUAUGCUUUAAGAUACAAAUGUCAAAUAGAUGUCAACAAUCCUUCCUCCAAAGGACUCUUCUCUGGAUAACAUUUUGUGAAUAUCCACAAAAUCAUGAUCUUGUGUUGUUCUAGUUUUCACACUAAUGUCAUAUUCCUUUUCACUUCUUUGGUUAAAUAAGACAGAUGGAUACUUAAGGAAAACUGAAAAGAAAAGUGUUGGUGAAAUGCUUAGUCCGUAGUUAUUAUUGUCCGAUUGCUCUCUUAAUGUCACAACCAUCUGGAAAAAGUUGUUAAGGGGAUGUGUUGAUAGUGUCUUGUCUCCAAUGGAAACUAUUAAACUCUGUAGUUAAAGAUGCACCACGCAGAAAUAUCUCAGCCAUUUCCUGGUUGAACAGAUCUACCACUUCAAAGCUGCAAUAUGUAUCUUUUUGGGAGACAAAACCAAAUUAACAUAGAAAUGUUGUCUAAUUGAAAGCAAGUCUAAGAAGCGGUAGAUAUGUUCUAUGUGCGCUAUUUCUAUGCUCCUCGUUCUUAAGUUUUGUUUUUGCCUCUUUUACUUUGGUUUUGUACACCAGCUUCAAACAGCUGAAAAUACUAUAUUUUUGUUUAUCUAAAAUAUAUUUCACAGCGGUUUAGAUGGUACAAAGAUUCUCUACACUACACUUGCUUGUUUUGUCACAUAAACUGAAAUUAGGUGAACUAUUAUAAUUUUAGCAACCAGGAAAUGGCAGAGUGAUUUCUGCAUAGUGCGUCUUUAAUGAUUUAUUCAGAAGUCUACCAAGAAAGUACUGUAAGCGGAGCUCUUAGCAGUGAAUUUAAACACAAAGGUCUGUCUGGCCCUUGUAGCCUUUUCCUGCAGUCAAAUGACCUAGUGGCCUCAUGGGUGGAAUGUUAUUCAUAUUUAUCAUAAUUUCAUAAUUAAUCAACUUUUUUUUUUAAACACAGAUAAUCUGGAGUUUCUAUGUCAAACAGUUUUGUUAUAUUUCAGUCUUCUGUAAUGUAUAUAAAGUGUAGUAUUGGGAAGCAAACUCAAAAUGCAAUAUAUUUCAACUUUAUAUCUGA